CUGGGGGAGCCAAUUAAGGACUCAGUAGAGGGGAGCGGGCAGUCAGAAGAAAUGGAAAUGGAAUAGGAAUUGAAUAUUUUAUUUGGCCAAAUGUGAUUAGACGCACAUGGAAUUUGUCUCCGGUACAGAAGCUCUCAGUGUGCGUGCAAAGCAAGAGAGUAAUAAUGAUAAUAAUACGAUACCAAUAACAGUGGGUAGAAGAGACAAGGAUGCUAAUCAUACUACAGGCAUACACCAUGGGUAAAUAUAUACGGAGACAUAAGACAGCAUCAGGAGAAUUAGAUGUUCAGAAGAAGGGGGAAAAAACCUGUCCCCGUGUCUAGUUCUUUCGGCAUGCAAUUAUUAUUAUAAUAACUCCGGCCCGGAUACAGCACUGAGACAGCUUUGGUCGCACUGGUGGAUGAUCUCUGGAGGGCCAGGGAUAGGGGUUACUCCUCUGCCCUGGUCCUAUUAGACCUCUCAGCGGCUUUUGAUACCAUCGACCAUGGUAUCCUGCUGCGCCGGUUGGAGGGGUUGGGAGUGGGAGGCACCGUUUAUCGGUGUUUCUCCUCCUACCUCUCUGACCGGAUGCAGACGGUGUUGACAGGGGGGCAGAGAUCGACUCCAAGGUGCCUCAUGUGUGGGGUGCCGCAGGGGUCGAUUCUCUCACCCCUCCUGUUCAACAUCUAUAUGAAGCCGCUGGGUGAGAUCAUCAGUGGCUUUGGGGUGAGAUACCAACUGUACGCUGAUGAUACUCAGCUGUACUUUUCCACCCCGGGCCACCCCAGUGAAGCUGUCGAAGUGCUGUCCCGGUGUCUGGAAGCCGUACGGGUCUGGAUGGGGAGGAACAGGCUCAAACUUAAUCCCUCCAAGACGGAGUGGCUGUGGAUGCCGGCACCUCGGUACAGUCAGCUGCAGAUGCGGCUGUCUGUCAGGGGUGAAUCAUUGGCCCCGAUGGAGAAGGACUAUGCCUUCAACCUUCCUGUUGUCGUGAAAGAGACCCCCCCAGCCCACGAUGGAGUUCCCCGAUCACAGCAAGAACUUGCUCCGAAAACUUUGGGAACAGCAACACGAGGGUUUCCUUUGCGACUGCACCGUCCUGGUGGGAAGCACCCGGUUCCUGGCCCACCGGGCCGUCCUCGCUUCCUGCAGUGCCUUUUUCCAGAUGUUCUACAAGGAGCGGCUGGAUAAGCGAGACUUGGUCUCCAUCAACAGUGAGAUCGUCACCGCCCCGGCUUUCGGGCUCCUGCUGGAAUUCAUGUACAAAGGCAGCCUCUCCUUCGGCGACAUGCCGGUAGAAGACAUUUUAGCCGCGGCCAGUUAUUUGCACAUGAACGACAUCGUCAAGGUGUGUAAGAAAAAACUGCAAGCCCGGGCUUUGGCCGAAGCCGACAGCACAAAGAAGGAGGAGGAGAGCUUGCUUCAGGCCCCCGAAAGCCGGCCCGUAUCCUUGCCCCCGCCUCACUCCUGCGACUCCGAGAAAAACAAAAAAGAAGAUUGGAACGUCGGACAGAAAAUGCCUCCUGAAGAAUUCUCGGCCUCCAUUUCGGAUGUUGCGGAUACCACCCAACCGGGGAUGGAGGCACCGUCCUCUGCUCGGCCACAUCCGCCACCCAUCGUGGACAUUUCUCUCUCCAGCCCGAGCAGCUCCACCGAAACUCUGUUGUGUAGCUCGUAUCCUUCUGGGAACGGUGCUGAGGGGACGUCCGGCUUGGACCCUCCUCCAGAGAGAUACAGAGAACAGCGAGUCGGACCCAAGGAGUCCGCAAAUCGAUCCAUCAGGGUCAAAGUGGAAGCGAUUGUGAUUUCUGACGAGGAACCGGAUGGAGUUGAACAGCUGGAGGUCCCUCCUGCCCCGGAGCUGAGGCUAGAAAGCAUCUUUCAGAAAUCUGGUGGGGAGGUGGGCUCAGGGGGCGGCUGCGGGCGACACCCAGAUGCUUUUGAAGAGCCCAGUGAGAUGGAAGAGGUCUCUUCAGAGAGCAGCUUCCUCCCUCAAGAAAAUGCCCCCUACCACUUGAUCCACAUGCCGGGUGGUCAGACUUUUUCCACCAUGGCUACUCCUCCGUUGCACGAACAGAUGUACUUGCAGGAUUACGAUUCCCACUCCAAUUUUAGCCUUUUUACGGAGGAUGUCCCCACCUGCAAGACGUGCGGGAAAACCUUUUCCUGCUCCUACACGUUGCGCCGCCACGCGACCGUCCACACCCGGGAACGGCCGUACGAAUGUCGCUACUGCAUGCGGAGUUACACUCAAUCCGGAGAUCUUUACCGGCACAUCCGCAAAGCUCACAACGAAGACCUGGCCGUGAAACGCUGCAAACACGACGUGGAAAAUCCGUCCUAGGGAUUUUUUUCCACAGCGUGGAACACCUCCCCGAAACGAGGAGCAAAAUUCUCCGAUCGUCUCCAUUCCUUGGCAGAAGAAGCCACACUACUGGUGUCUAAUUUUUCCCAUUCCUCCUCGGCCGGGUCGCUUCAUCCAAACUGUCCCGUCGGUACUGCUGCAAAAAUUUUAGGGUUGGGUUUUCUCCUUAUCGGGGAUUUCUAUUUUUUUUUUGCCAACGCAGAGGCGACUCCGGCCGUUCCCUGCGUCCGAUUUGAAAAGUAACUGCCGUAAACCAUCCCCAAACGAGGAUCGUUUGCGCUUCUAUGGGUCCAACUGCUGACACGGUGACUCUUCCGGGGUGUUUUAGCCCUCCCAAUGGUUUGGGGAGGUACCGGUGGCAGUUCAGAGUUUUAUUUGCGGGAAAACGGGAAAUGAUUGGCGCCCUUGUUUGCCAAAGGGCACCAGGAUCUGUUGUCGGUUGGGAACGGCACCAAGCGGGCAAGACUUGAUUGACAGAAAGGCGCAGGAUAAUCUUUUCAAAUGCCAUAAUGCUGCCUAAAGUGAGUUAAUAGUUUCGGACCCCACUGGAUGUUCCGAUCCUUGGGAGGAGGAACGGGCCUGAGGCCUCCACCCGCUCAAAUUGGGGCGGGGGGAAAGGCACCCUAGAACUCUUCCUUCCCCGCCUCCGAGCGAUAUCCUUUUCUCUUCCUCCUUUCGCAGCGACCACUGCCAUCCGCCCCGUUGCAAUUCUCGAACCUGUUUGUAAGUAGCUCCGGUGUAGCCUUACGGACCGAGACAACAUGUUCCAAAGUAAAAAGAACAAAAAAAUAAGAGGGGAAAAAAAAACCCCAGUGGUGAAAUCUAAAUUUCUUUCCUACCGGUUCUGUGGGUGUGGCUUGGUGGGCGUGGCCACGCGACUGGGUGGGCGUGGCUAUGUGACAAGGGGCAGGUCAAAAGACAGAAAUUCACUCACAAUGUCCUGCUGGAACAGGGUUGGGCUAGAUGACCUCCAAGUCCCUUCCAGCCCUGGAUUAUCCUCUGAAGCUACAUCUAGUGCCAGGUUUGUAGUCCUUCCUUCCUUCCUCCCCUCCCUCUUUCUUUUUUUUCUUUCUUUCUUUCUUU
This is a messenger RNA of Ahaetulla prasina, 3427 nucleotides long. It is a transcript of the gene ZBTB3, whose product is annotated as zinc finger and BTB domain containing 3. Bases 995 to 2323 code for a protein of 442 amino acids. NCBI's taxonomy places the organism in Eukaryota, Metazoa, Chordata, Lepidosauria, Squamata, Colubridae. Gene Ontology annotation, cellular component: nucleus. Gene Ontology annotation, molecular function: RNA polymerase II cis-regulatory region sequence-specific DNA binding; DNA-binding transcription factor activity, RNA polymerase II-specific; protein binding. The record is from RefSeq and is a predicted model, not a curated record. Gene Ontology annotation, biological process: regulation of transcription by RNA polymerase II. The transcript has 3 exons.